UUACAGACAUUCUCAUCAGCUUGGAUCAUGCGAGCGGAAGGCCCUUUACGUCGCUUCUGGACAGCGCUGACGAGGAAGAAACAGAAUGAAGACGACGGUUCCGACUCGAAGCUGGCCCGCGUCCUGACGCUACUCGAUCUGACCGGGCUCGGUGUGGGCAGUACGCUCGGGCUCGGUGUGUACGUUCUGGCCGGUUCGGUAGCACGCGAACAGGCCGGCCCGGCAGUGGUUGUCUCGUUCCUGGUGGCGGCCGUUGCUUCCGCCAUCGCCGCCCUGUGCUAUGCCGAGUUUGCGGCACGUGUGCCGAAAGCUGGAUCCGCCUACGUCUACAGUUACGUGAGCAUUGGCGAGUUUACCGCAUUCACAAUCGGUUGGAAUCUGAUCUUGGAGUACGUGAUCGGCACGUCCAGUGUGGCCCGUGGUAUGAGCGGCUACAUUGACUCGCUGGUCGACAACAAAAUCAGUAAAGCGAUGCGCGACGCAAUGCCGAUCGACGUCGACUUCCUGUCGGACUAUCCGGACUUUUUCUCCUUCAUCGUUGUGCUGAUUUUGGCCGGACUGCUAGCGUACGGUGUGAAGGAAUCGACGCUGAUGAACAACAUCUUCACCGGAGUUAAUCUGAUCGUGAUCGGUAUUGUACUUGUGGCGGGAGGCAUCAACUGUGAUCCGGACAAUUGGACCAUCGAUCCUAAGGAUAUACCGGAGGGAUAUAACGGUGGUGCGGGCGGAUUUGCACCGUUCGGGUUUGCCGGCAUCAUGGCCGGUGCUGCCAAAUGUUUUUACGGGUUCGUCGGAUUUGAUUGUAUCGCUACGACCGGCGAGGAAGCUAAAAACCCGGAACGCAACAUCCCACUCGCUAUCGUGAUCUCACUCAUCAUCAUUUUCCUCGCGUACUUUGGCAUUUCGACGGUGCUGACGAUGGCAUUGCCGUACUAUCUGCAAGACCCAGAAGCACCCUUCCCACAUUUGUUCGAAUCGAUCGGAUGGCACGCUAUUAAAUGGAUCGUGUCGAUUGGAGCGAUCUUUGCGCUCUGUACCAGCUUGCUUGGUGCAAUGUUCCCGCUACCUCGCGUACUGUACGCCAUGUCCUCGGAUGGGAUCAUCUACAAGAAGCUUCAGACUGUGCAUCCGAAAACGCAAACGCCCGUGCUAGCUACCAUGCUGUCGGGGCUGCUGGCAGCCAUUAUGGCGGCACUGUUUAAUCUGCAGCAGCUGAUCGAUAUGAUGUCCAUUGGUACGUUGCUGGCCUACACGAUCGUCGCUGUGAGUGUGCUGGUUCUGCGCUACCAGACGGAGGAAUUGCUAAAUAGCUCAGAAAUCAGUGUGACUGUGCCUGAGGUCAUACGACAGCUUGUGAACCGGGAACGCCACGAAGCACCAACGAAACUCUCAUCGGCGGUGGUUAAGUUUAGUGUUUGUGUUUUUGCCGUGUUCGUCUGCGGUGCUUGUGGUAUUCUAGUCCCGGCAGAGGACUACAUUAACGCUGACUAUCCAGGCGUCAUCGUCGGACUGGCGGUGCUCGUCGCCCUUCUCGUUCUACUGUUCAUCAUCAUUUCCCUGCAGCCAACGGACAGCAUAAAGCUUACGUUCAAAGUGCCACUAGUGCCUCUGCUGCCACUGAUUAGUGUGUUCUUCAAUCUGUACCUCAUGUUCCAGCUCGACUCCGGUACCUGGAUUCGUUUCAGCGUUUGGAUUGCGGUCGGAUACUUUAUCUACUUCAGCUACGGCAUACGCCACUCGAUCGAAGGUGAACGGUUGCUCACAAAGGCUGAGCUUGCCGCAUCAAAGGCAAACGGUAUCGACAACACCGGUUACGAUGGUGCUUCGGAUGUGAUAGGCCGAAAGGAUUCGCGAGACGCUCCAACGUACGCAAUUGCGAACGAGUCAACGUAG
This is a messenger RNA of Anopheles maculipalpis, 1893 nucleotides long. RefSeq names its product cationic amino acid transporter 3-like. Lineage: Eukaryota; Metazoa; Arthropoda; Insecta; Diptera; Culicidae. The record is from RefSeq and is a predicted model, not a curated record. Gene Ontology annotation, biological process: transmembrane transport; amino acid transport. The transcript is spliced from 3 exons. Gene Ontology annotation, cellular component: plasma membrane. Gene Ontology annotation, molecular function: amino acid transmembrane transporter activity. The coding region runs from base 28 to 1893 and encodes 621 amino acids.